AUGCGGAGAACACUACGGAGAAACCAAGCGGCAAUAAGGCCACCAUCGUCAAGAACACGGCUCAGCUCUCCAAGAUCCCACGUUAUAUGCUCUCCACGGUUCCACAUCAAAUCAUCACUCAGCAAGCGGAGAACACCACUGCAACUUGGCCGUUCCACAUUAAAUCAUCACUCAGCAAGCGGAGAACACCACUGCAACUUGGCCUGUCAUCCCCACUACAUUGAGGAGCAAGAGGAGGAACUACAACAGGUAAAUGCGGAGAACACUACGGAGAAACCAAGCGGCAACAAGGCCACCAUCGUCAAGAACACGGCUCAGCUCUCCAAGAUCCCACAGGAGGAGCAAGAGGAGGAACUACAACAGGCAAAUGCGGAGAACACUGCGGAGAACACUGCGGAGAAACCAAGCGGCAACAAGGCCACCAUCGUCAAGAACACGGCUCAGCUCUCCAAGAUCCCACGUCAUAUGCUCUCCACGGUUCCACAUCAAAUCAUCACUCAGCAAGCGGAGAACACCACUGCAACUUGGCCUGUCAUCCCCACUACAUUGAGGAGCAAGAGGAGGAUCUACAACAGGCGAAUGCGGAGAACACUGCGGAGAACAUUGCGGAGACAGUCAUCAGCAGCAGUGACACAACAGGCCUACUCUCCACGAUCUCACACCAGCCCGAUACUCAGUAAGAGGAGGAACCACUACAGCAGGUAA
Molecule: messenger RNA, 705 nt
Organism: Letharia columbiana
Lineage: Eukaryota; Fungi; Ascomycota; Lecanoromycetes; Lecanorales; Parmeliaceae
Exons: 2
Coding region: 1-705 (234 amino acids)
Source: RefSeq, a predicted model, not a curated record